Staurois parvus is the source of this 755-nucleotide messenger RNA. Lineage: Eukaryota; Metazoa; Chordata; Amphibia; Anura; Ranidae. The record is from the annotation of a GenBank genome assembly.
UCACUGAUGUGCGCUAAUGAGGCUGCAGUGAUGGGCACUGAUAGGCUGCACAGAUGGACACUGAUAGGUGGCACGGAUGAGGAGGCACUGGUAGGUGGCACUGAUGGACAUUGACAGGCAUCACUGAUAAGCACUGAAAGGCAGCAUUCAUAUGGCACUGAUAGGCGGCACUGACUGGCACUGUUGGGCGGCACUGAUAGGCAGCUCAGAUGGGCACUAUGUGGCAUUGAUGUGCACUGGUAGGCACUGAUAUGUGGCACUGAUGGGCACUGGCAGGUGGCAUGGAUGAGCACUGAUGGACACUGACAGGUGGCACUGCUGGGGCUACACAGAUCAUCAGGGCACACUGAUCAUCAGGACACUGAUGAUCAGUGUAGCCCCAGCAAUGCCACCUGUCAGUGUCCAUCAGUGCCUUAUGCCAGUGCUCAUCAAUGCCACAUAUCAGUGCCCAUCUGAGCUGCCUUUCAGUGUCACCCAUCAGUGCCAAUCGGUGCCACCCAUCAGUGCCAAUCGUUGUGCCGCCUAACAGUGCCAUAUAUCAGUGCUGUCUUUCAGUGCUCAUCAAUGAUGCCUGUCAAUGCCCUUCAGUGCUCAUCAGUGAUGCCUGUCAAUGCCUAUUAGUGCCACCUACCAGUGCCUCCUCAUCAGUGCCCAUCAGUCAAUGCCGCCUAUCAGUGCCCAUCAGGGCCGCCUCAUCAGUGCCCAUCAGGGCCGCCUAUCAGUGCCCAUCAGGGCCGCCUAUCAGUGCCCAUCAG